Messenger RNA from Prunus avium (sweet cherry), 1879 nucleotides. Its product is annotated as F-box/kelch-repeat protein At3g06240. NCBI's taxonomy places the organism in Eukaryota, Viridiplantae, Streptophyta, Magnoliopsida, Rosales, Rosaceae. The record is from RefSeq and is a predicted model, not a curated record. Gene Ontology annotation, molecular function: protein binding.
CUAAACAGGUUAUUAGUUUACCUACAGCUCACCUUCUUCCUUCUCUUUUAUUUUUGGGUCGAAGUCUUCUUUUGCUCUUCAGCUGAAUCAAUCAGCCCUCUUCAGCUCACCUUCGUCCUUUUCUUCUUCUCUCCUUUCAAUCGUUCUUCUGAAUUUCUCCCAGUUCUCGUGGUCCUUCCAAUCUCCAAGUCCAGGGCGGCACAGAAUCGGGUAAGAGAAAACAAAAUUGGUUUGGGAGGUUAAGCCCACCCUAAUAGUAGAUGAUCCUGGCGGCGCCUCUGUAGCUUUUAACAUGGCGGGCCUUCAGAACCGGCGGCAGAAACUGGACCCCUCUGCUGGGGUGUUUAAACGACCCCGUAUCGACUCCGAUGACAUCAUCAUUGAAAUACUGUCAAGGCUUCCAGUCAAAUCUUUACUCCGAUUUCGGUGUGUAUGCAAGUCAUGGCAUACUUUGAUCUCCGAUUCUCAGCUUGUUAGGAAGCACCUCCGCCGCGCAGUCAGAGGGGUCAAUGCUAAUAGCUGUAAGCUCCUUAUUUCAAACAGUCCUCUGUAUUCCAUAGACUACGAAGAACUGGAGGAUGUCAAUAGUUUUGUUGCAAUCAGAGAGCUUCAUUUACCAGUACCGUUAGUGCUUGACCGAAUGAGAAUUGUGGGUUCUUGCAACGGCUUGAUAUGUCUGCACGAAAACAAAGGCGACUUUUUCUUAUGGAACCCGUGUACUAGAGAUACCCUGAAGUUACCAGGAGUUACUUAUUUUCCUUCUAGUCCAAUGUUUUAUGGAUUCGGUUAUGAUUCCACCAUAGAAGAUUACAAGGUUAUAGUGGGUGGCACAUCUAGUAGUGAAAGUGGUUUGCUUACAACCACAAUUGCGCUCUUUACUCUAAAAUCGGGUUCGUGGAGGACUGUUCAAGACCUUAACUAUGUUAAAUUGAAUGGGCAGGGGUGUUUGUUAAAUGAAGCUCUGCAUUGGGUAGAGUUUGAAUGGAGGCUGGAGGCGUCUUUCUAUGUACUUAGUUCAAGAAUCAUCUCUUUUGAUUUAGCGGGGGAGAAAUUUCAGGAAAUGGUGCCAUUAUCAUCCAAUCUUAGCGACCAAAAAUAUAUCUCCAUCCGUAUUGGGACUACUACAAAUUGUCUUUUUGUAUAUAUGUUCAAUCACAGAAAUUUCAGUGAUAUUGCAAUUACAAUAUGGGUUAUGAAGGAAUAUGGGGUCAAAGAAUCUUGGACUAAAAUCAUAGACAUUCCGUCGAAGCCUUCUCGUCCACUUGAAGGAGUAUUUUUUCUGAAUCUUAUAUGUAUUUUCGAGAGCGGUGAAGUUUGCAUGAGUUGUGCAGGUGGCUUGGUAUCAUAUAAUCCAAAGGAAAAUACAUUUAGGAGUGUUCUUAGCUCGCCUGUUAUUUGGUUGCCUGAAGCAAUUAUGUACGUAGAGACUUUGGUUUCACCAGUAGUUGAAAGUUGGGCAGACAUCUGAGACCAACAAUACUCCAGGUGCCUGUAACUGCAGCAAUUUGCCAUGUAAUAAACACAAUAAGCUUUGUCCUUUCCUCCUCCAUUUUGUUAAUUUCAGUGAAGUUAUUCCGUCAGAUCAAUUUGAGCUUGGUUUGCUAUUGUUUCUCAUUUUAGAUUUCAACUGUUUUGGAUCAAGUUUUGCGUGAUGAGGGGGUCCCAAGGCUGGGAAAUUGCUUGGACUGGAAAAAUUAGCAAGCAAUGUGCAGGCUUUACUUUAAAGAAGUAUCAACAGGACUAGCCAACCCGACUUGGAAGUCGAUGAAGGAGAUGGUUACCUUUGCCAGGACCUGCUGAGUUUGAACGAGAUCCGUUGUGGAACUUCCAUGUUAGAGAUUUGAAGUAUAUCCUUUGUAAAGUUGUUGAAGAGGAUGGA